This is a messenger RNA of Cuculus canorus (common cuckoo), 4170 nucleotides long. RefSeq names its product protein-L-isoaspartate (D-aspartate) O-methyltransferase domain containing 2 (gene PCMTD2). NCBI's taxonomy places the organism in Eukaryota, Metazoa, Chordata, Aves, Cuculiformes, Cuculidae. Gene Ontology annotation, molecular function: protein-L-isoaspartate (D-aspartate) O-methyltransferase activity. The transcript has 6 exons. The record is from RefSeq and is a predicted model, not a curated record. Gene Ontology annotation, cellular component: cytoplasm. Bases 46 to 1251 code for a protein of 401 amino acids. Gene Ontology annotation, biological process: protein modification process.
GCAGCGCCCCCUGCCGGAGCGCAGUGCCCCCGCUGUGUCUUGCGCAUGCGCAGUGCGGGGCCGGCGCAGCUGAGCUGUGUUUGGCUGCGCCCUCGGCGCGGGGCUGGGAGGGGAGCGGGUCCCCGUGCGCUCAGUUCUAGUGCUUACAGAAAACUGUUGAAGAUGGGAGGUGCAGUGAGUGCAGGAGAAGAUAAUGAUGAAUUAAUUGAUAACCUGAAGGAGGCUCAAUACAUCCGUACAGAACUGGUAGAACAGGCAUUCCGAGCCAUUGAUCGAGCAGAUUACUACCUGGAAGAGUUCAAAGACAAUGCAUACAAGGACUUGGCGUGGAAGCAUGGAAAUAUUCAUCUCUCGGCACCGUGCAUCUACUCUGAGGUGAUGGAAGCUUUGGAUCUGCAACCAGGGCUGUCGUUUUUGAAUCUUGGCAGUGGCACUGGUUAUCUGAGCUCUAUGGUUGGACUCAUCUUGGGUCCUUUCGGUGUUAACCAUGGUGUGGAGCUUCAUUCCGAUGUGAUUGAAUAUGCGAAGCAGAAAUUGGAUUUCUUCAUUAAAACAAGUGACAGCUUUGACAAAUUUGAAUUUUGUGAGCCAUCUUUUGUUACCGGCAAUUGUUUAGAGAUCUCUCCGGACUGCACUCAGUACGACCGUGUUUACUGUGGAGCUGGAGUACAGAAGGAACAUGAAGACUACAUGAAGAACCUGUUGAAAGUUGGAGGAAUUCUUGUCAUGCCUCUCGAAGAGAAGUUAACUAAGAUAACUCGCACUGGUCCUUCUGCCUGGGAGACCAAGAAGAUUCUUGCUGUUUCUUUUGCUCCUUUGAUUCUGCCUAACCACGCGGACUCAGGAAAAUCAAGGAUUGUUCACCUCCCCCCUGUGGCCGUUCGCAGCCUCCAAGAUUUGGCUCGCAUCGCCAUUCGAGGCACAAUUAAAAAAAUCAUACACCAGGAAGCGAUGAGCAAAAAUGGAAACGGGCUGAAGAACCCCACGAGAUUUAAACGAAGACGUGUGCGUCGCCGCCGCAUGGAAACUAUUGUUUUCUUGGACAAAGAGGUCUUCGCUAGUCGUAUCUCCAACCCAUCAGAUGAUAACAACAACAGUGAGGAUCUUGAGGAUGAGAGACAAGAAGAGGAAGAAAGUAAACCAUCUGAACUAAAGCCAGAUCCCCCUGUAAACUUCUUGAGAGAGAAGGUCUUGAGUCUGCCUUUGCCUGAUCCCUUGAAAUAUUACCUGCUUUAUUACAGGGAAAAAUAACUUUCUUCUGGAAGGUGGGAUGUAGGCAGAAAAUGCAGUACUACGUAGGGCUUGACAAAUGUAAACCACUUGCUUGCCUGCUCCUGUGACCACCCAAGGCAGUAGGCUGGCUGGGGAAUGUGGCUGCUGUAUACUUCAACCUUAUAGCUUUUUAAAGUUGUUUUUCUUCUCAGUUAUGUGCUAUAGUUUUAUCCUACAGCAGGGAUUCCUUAGAAAGCAAGUUGGUGAAAUGCUCAGCUGCUUAUGGAAAGGAGGGUUUGAUUCCCUGUAACUUAACUGCACAGAGAAAAAUCUCAUCGCUGCUCUACUGAAUUGCAGGUUUUAAGUACCCUUAAGCAGUUCCCCAGAGACCUUUGCUGUCUGUGCUCUCUCUUGCUAAACCUGCCACGUGUUUACUGUGGUGUGUGUUUAAUGAAGAUUAUUACUAAAAACUGACCUACUAAAUCUUGUUCCUUCCAGUGAAAAAGCACAACUACAGAAAGGAAAGAAUUUUUGGUGUUACUUGUGGCAUCCAGAUUUUGAAUGAGAAAGAAAGCAUCAGCUCUACUUGAGUUGGUCUCAGUUUUGCUUAAAAACAUAUUUUUUCAGUAAAAGCUAAAAAUGUUUUACCUAUAAUAUUGGUUUUCUUAACAGGAAAUGCUUGUUCUAGUGAAUUUAGUGAAUCUGAGAUGCAAAAUUAUUGGAUUGGGUUUUUUAAAGCAAUGGAGGCAAGAGAAGAAUUUUAAAGGUGAUUAGCUUUGACAGGCUACUAGGGAAGUCAGGGGAGUGCGUGUUGUCUCUGGAAAUAUUUACAGAGUAAUUCUGAGUGCAGAUGAGGAUAGAGAGCUGAUGCAGAGCAGUGAGUUUGUGAAAACUUAACUGUGAAAGCGGAAUCUACAGAUUUUGUAGUUAUGCGAGAGAACUUCUGCCUGCUGGGCUGGAUGAAGUGUGGAGCGCUCGUCUGAGCGGAGUGGCUGGUGUCCUGGGACAUGAGCCAAAUUUAGCUUUCUGAAGGCUGUGCAGAACCUGAAAACAGCCUUGAAAGCCAAGUAGAUGCAGUUCUAGGGUGUUCUUGUGUGUGCAAGGUGGCUAGAAGACAGCUUUGUACACAUGGUCCAUGUACGGUGGUGGAAUGAAGUCGAUCAACUUGGUAGGUUAUUUUAUUCCUGCAACAAUUAAGUAGACAAUUUAACAGACUUGUAUAGAAGGACUUUGCAAUCUGCAGUUCUGUGGAUGUGAGCUCUUUAAUUUUUAUCCCCAAGUCUUCCUGUUGUGGUGAUGGAAGGAGAUAUCUUAUUUAGAAGGGGAAGUUUGCUUGGUUCAGCCUGCUUGACAAAUCUACCUAAACCAGAAAAGGCUGGAAAGAAGAAACACUUGACGUGAAAUACUCCUAAGGCUGAGGGGGUGGUGAAAACCCACUCACAGUAGGGAAUAAAGCUCUCUUAAGGCAUUGCCGCUUCAAAGCACUGGAGUUGGUAUCGCUUUGAUAGCUGGUUUUGUUUUAUACGCUGUCUCCUCAUUUUCUGAGGGGUGAAUGAAGACUCUUGCCAAAAAUAAACUGGUUUUCGGUUAACGGACUGAGUUGCACGACUUGCUUGAAGAUAGUGUUUCAAAGUUCUUUGUGGCUUUGAAAAUAAACAGGUAACUCUUGUACGUCUAAGCCCAAAGUGGGGAACUCUUCCUUGCUUGAUAGGCUUUCUGUGUACCUUUGAGAAUGUUAUCUGAUGAUGUGGUGUCACUGGCACAUUUCACAGCUGUAAACUGUAGUUUGCCUCUAGUUUCUGAAGUCUUCAGUUCUGCUCUAAAUGGUACCCCAGGCUAUCUUGCUCCCUUGGAUUUUUCCUGCUUUAUUUUAAAUGGGUUCUGUGGCCACUGAGCUGAUGGUUUCCUGUGAACCUGAGUACCCGUCUUGUAAUUCUGGGUUCUACAAUGAAUUUCUACAAAUGAAAACCAUGAAUGUGGUGGUAAAUGGAGGCUUAAUAGACUCUAGGUGUGAUGUUUCUCUGUGCUUCCCCAAAGGCUGUCCCGUCUGCUUGUGUGGGGCAUUUCAGCUUAGUAGCGGUUGUACCAGGAAUAUUACAGCCUGCUGUAUCGUGGCACAGUUUCCAUACCCUGACAGAGGACGGGAUGCCUCCUGCUUUUGGCUUCCAGUUCAUCUCUCAGCUUGUUCAUUACAAAACUUUUCAAGCAGUUGCUUUAAAAAUGACAUUAAUCUUCAUGUUCUUAUUAAUAAACCUUGCUGAGAUUCCAUUAAAGCUGUUGAGUCGAGGGAGAAUAAUCUUUCAUUUAUCCCUGUUUGGUUUCACCCCAGUUGUAAAAGAUAUUUUGUCAGAUUUUUCACCAGAUUUGCCUUUUUUUAUUACAUUUGCUAGAUUUUUGUAGCUUUCUAUAAGAUGCAUAAAAUACUGCUAUUUUUUCUGGAUAAGGUUGAAUAAAUAAAUAUAUAUACAGGAAAUUUAUGUUCUAGGUUGUCAGAUUGUCCCCUUGUCCAAAAAAACAGAGAUCCAAACAAACACAUAGUAGAGAGGUUUUUUUGUGUAAUAUAAUUGUGAAAUAGCAUUGCUUUAUAGCCUGUAAAUGAAGGGGAGCUGUAAAUACGUUUUCCCUGCGCACAAGCACUUGCACUGUAGUUUUGUAUGCAUUUCUAAUAGCGGAAUUGUAGCAGAACUGGUUUUGUAUGGUCUGUAAGCUGUCUAGGGGUUUUACCUGCUUUCUGUCCUUUUAUGUUUUAAGUAGUCGUCCGUGUAAUCGGUUUCAAUACUGCAGUAAACUUGCAAGAAGAAGUGGACUUGAAGCUGCUUUAAUCAUUGUGCGAGUUGAAAAAUCUCUGUAUAGAAACUAGAGUGAAAUGGGCCUGAGGCAUGCAGAAGUGUUACGCAGUUUAAACUUUAUUAUUAAGUGUUGCGGUAUCAAUAAAGAAUUUUUAGCCUUCUUAAUAUG